GCCCGGCCCGGCCCGGCCCGGUCAUGCUGUCCCGGCUGCUGCGCGAGCACCAGGCCAAACAGAGCGAGCGGAGGGAGCAGCAAGAGAGGAGACGGCGAGAGGCCAUUGCUGCAGCCACGUGCCUGACUGAGGCCCUGACGGACCACCUGAACGUAGGGGUGGCCCAGGCCUAUGUGAACCAGAGAAAGCUGGACCAUGAGGUGAAGACGCUGCAGAUCCAAGCUGCCCAGUUCGCCAAGCAGACGGGCCAGUGGAUCAACAUGGUGGAGAACUUCAACCAGGCGCUCAAGGAGAUUGGCGACGUGGAGAACUGGGCGCGCAGCAUCGAGCUGGACAUGCGGACCAUCGCCACCGCCCUGGAGUACGUCUACAAGGGGCAGCUGCAGCCCUCCAGCUCCUGAGCCCCCGCCCGGCCGGAGCCCCCGCA
Molecule: messenger RNA, 427 nt
Organism: Emys orbicularis (European pond turtle)
Lineage: Eukaryota; Metazoa; Chordata; Testudines; Emydidae
Gene: BLOC1S1
Product: biogenesis of lysosomal organelles complex 1 subunit 1
Exons: 4
Coding region: 24-401 (125 amino acids)
Biological process (GO): endosomal transport
Cellular component (GO): BLOC-1 complex
Source: RefSeq, a predicted model, not a curated record